AUGCACCUGAAAGAAAUGAUAUCAGGGUUAACUUUACCUCUGGUACCGGUGUUGAGCAGGCAUCGUAAAAAGCCCACAAUUACAGAAAUCAAAACAUUGACAGAAUUAAAUCAAAGAAUUUAUAAAGCAAAGUAAGUAAACUAUAUAUUGUAAUAUAUUUCUCGCCUGUUCGUAAGAUUUCUCCGGCAUACUUUUAGCAUCUUGAAUUCCACAUCAAGUUUCCCCAACCUUGCCGCCAUUUGUAAGACGCAUGCGUAGUAAGCUUCUAGACUCGUAUUAUGGCUUUAGACAAAAUUAGUAAAAUUAACGUGUUUUAUUAAUUAACAUACGAGCCACAAGAAAUAGGUAAUGCUCCAACAGAAUUUAAAUUUUAACCUGAGUGGAAAUCAUUGAAGACAAAGUGAAUGUGAAAGGCAUAGCUGCUGAUAAACCACAAAAAGCACACUACUGAUAAGACCUCUAAGAGUUCAGUUUUUACUUUCAAAACUGCAUUUAUUUUUUUCCUGCAACUUAUUGUAUAGACACAUCAGGAUACACUUAGAUUGGCACUUUCUUCUUACUUGUUUGUUAUGUACCAUUUUUGCUGAUUUAUUUUCAGAAGAAAAGCUGUUACCAUUGCAGCAUUGGAGAAGUGGCCUGGAAAUGAUCUUCCAGUCUUUAGGAGUGAUCCUGCUGCUACUCAAGAACUUGCAAAUUUGGUGUCUACAUUGGAAGAGACCUGCAGUUUUGAACCAGCAGGGUUUAACAAGGAGGGCAUCAAACAGCAUGUAUUAGAUGUUUUGAAUGAAAGAAGACGUAAAAUUCGCAAAGGACAUGACUACACACAGGUUUGUAGCUCCAUCUUCAUGAACUCAGUAAUAAGGAAUAAACUAGAAUAGAGCCAUGCAACAUUUCAGUUUGUUGGAUUUCUAUUGGAAAUAUAAGCAGUGUCUUGUAAAACAAUAAUACAGUUGUUUAAGAUGGUAUUUAUGUGUUUCUUUACAGCCAGACAAACGUACCCUAAAAAAACUUAAAGUGAGUGGCAGUUCAUCUGAAGCUGACAGUGACCUUGCAGUUCAUGGUGAUGAUGGAGGUGACACAGACAUACUAAGUUCUUCAAAUAACAGUACUUGUGAUUCUCUCUCUGAAACUGAAGAGGGUAUGUACCAUCUGUACACUGAAUAUCUAAUAUUUAUAAGGCUAAGCUCAAAUUUGAUUAAUUUCAAUCAAAAAGAGUUUGAAGGGACCGGUGAUAAUCCAUGUUUCAUUACUUUCAGAUUUGUCACUGCAAGGUGCCAAGGUGAUCAUCACAGUUGUGUUCUCUGCAAUCAGAUAUAGUGAUGUAGCAAAGCAACAGUUGGUUUCUGCUGCAAAGAAAUUCAGACCCUCCUGCAAAUUUGCUUCCAAAGACAGCAUGGCAAUGGUACUGGCCAAGACCUUUCUGAAGGAGAACUUUGUUAAGGUAGACAGUGCAAACCUUCAAGAUAUCGACAGAGACAAUGUUCAAAAGCUCAAGGUUUACUGA
Messenger RNA from Pocillopora meandrina, 1504 nucleotides. The record is from the annotation of a GenBank genome assembly. Lineage: Eukaryota; Metazoa; Cnidaria; Anthozoa; Scleractinia; Pocilloporidae.